Molecule: messenger RNA, 2291 nt
Organism: Pocillopora damicornis (cauliflower coral)
Lineage: Eukaryota; Metazoa; Cnidaria; Anthozoa; Scleractinia; Pocilloporidae
Product: ubiquitin carboxyl-terminal hydrolase 1
Biological process (GO): protein deubiquitination
Cellular component (GO): cytosol; nucleus
Molecular function (GO): cysteine-type deubiquitinase activity
Source: RefSeq, a predicted model, not a curated record
UCUUUCUUGAACAAGAUGCCGACGGUUUUUCAGACAGAUUCACCUCCAUCAAGUCCAAGAAGCCCACCUCGCAAAAGAACCAAGUUUUCAUUGAAGCUUAAGAACAAGAAGAAGUCGCAGAGCGAGAUCGAAAACAGAGAGAAGUUAUGCCCAAUAUUUAGCCCCUCGACUGCUCAGAAUACAAAUGAUGAUGACGUAUUGGAACCUCUUAUUCCUCCUCCUUUUGCUGGACUGAAGAAUCUUGGAAAUAUUUGCUAUGCAAACGCUGUACUGCAAGUGUUGCGGUUUUGUCCCGGCUUAAUGCAAUCUGUCAUGGAAAUCGACUCACUCGUUAGAAAGCUAUAUCCCUCAAAAUCAGCUGACGAUGAACAGGGCCCAGAUAAAGACAUAGACCCUUGUGGCAUUGCUGGUAAUGAUCACAGAGCAGUUGUUUGCAAACUAAAAGAGCUUUUCAGUGAGAUGAAUGAGCUGGAGCUGGAUUACAGUGAGAACAAAGAGAAUUGUGAUCAUCUUGUGCAAAGAAGAAAUCAUCUGAUUCUUGCUGCAAUACCUUGUGGCUUCAUGGAGAUGUUUAGGAAGCAAAAUCCAAUAUUUGAGGACAAACAGCAGCACGAUGCCCAAGAAUUCUUGUGCAGCUUGCUUGUAAAUCUUCAAGAUACAGAGAAUGAUGUUAAAAAGAAAAUUGAAGAUGCAACAGUUGUAAGAGAUUUAGAUGCCCUAUUUGUCAAUUCAAAGAGUAACAACAAAGUGAGCAAACAUAUAAGUAAAGUGGAAGAAUUGUUUCAGGGACAACUUCUGCAUCAGACUAAAUGCAUGACAUGUGAAGAGGCCAAGAAACGAUUUGAAAGUUUCCAAGAUAUCAGUGUUCCAGUUCAACAGGAGCCAAGAGUGUAUGAUGUAAAAACUGCUAACACAUUUUCACCAACACCAAAGAAAGGACAAGAUGGCAAAAGCCUUCCUUGGGCCCUGUCUCAGUUUGCCAGGAUAGAACAUCUGACAGGAGAAAACAAAUACUUUUGCGGGAAUUGUCUCACCCAUUCUGAAGCUGAGAUAUCCACAUGUUUUGACAAACUUCCAAGAAUACUUACAAUCCACCUCAAGAGGUUUACUGCGAACACUUUAUUGGGCAGAUUUUCAUUAAACAGUGUUUCCAAGAUAACUUCAAAUCUUGAGACACCCAUGGAGCUGUCUUUGAAAGAGUGGUGUUCAAAAUCAUGUCCUCUAUCUAACCCUACCUACCAUCUAUUUGGCAUUGUAAUGCACAGUGGUAUGACAUCUUGCAGUGGACACUAUCAGGCUUAUGUUCAGGUGCCAAAACACUAUCAGCAUGGCAACACACAGGUAUUGCCCUCUCAUAAUGGAAAGAAGGUGGACAGUUAUGAAGCAUUAGCUGCAGAGUUCAAUUCAGACUUUUUCUCAAGUGCUGACAAACCUGAUAAAAUUCAACCCUUGAGUUCAGAAAGCACUGCUGAUAAAGUAAAGACAACAUGUAUUUCUGGAAUAACAAAAUUCUUUCACAAAUCAAAGAGGCAUUCCACAAAUGAGACUAACCCAGAUGAGAGAACUGAUGAAGAAAGCAAACACCAUGGUGAAAAACGAAGAAAUUUUAGCACACCAACAUACAACUGUGCAGGAACUGGAAAGUCAGUGAGUAAGAUCCGCAGUUUUCAGUACCAAGAUGGUGCAAAGUCUCACAGAAGUGCAAUAAAGCAAUUGAAUUUCCAAGAAGAAAAUGACAAACAACAGUAUCAAGAAAAACAGAUGCAGGGUGCUAGACAAAUAUCACAUACUUGUACAAGUGUCACAGAAACUCAGGAAUUACAAUGGAUUCAUUUUGAUGAUGCUGAAGUUAGAACCAUAGAGGAAUCUGAUGUAAAAACAUUGCUGUCGUCAUCUGAAUCAUCCUUCACCUCCCCUUACUUGCUGUUUUACAAGUUAGCUGAGCCAUAUAUGAUUUAAUUUACUGCAUAGAAGAUGGAUUGCUGGAGAAGAUGCUCAUUUUUGUGACUCGAUUUAAUCUUUAUGUCUGCCAUUGUCAAAAGGACAAGGCUUUGUAUUCAAUUCCACGACAGCAUGAUUCACCUUACCACAAAUUUGUCUCUAUGGGCUGGAACCUUUUGUGAAGAAAUUAUUUUACACAAAUUUAAUUUAUCAUCAUAAGUUCUACUCAAUUGUUAAUAUUUUUUUAACUGUAAUACUUGCCUUGUAUGAAUUAGGCAGUAAGUCACAAUUUUUCAUUCAAAUGUGGAAGAAACUGAAACAAUAAAAUUUCGGAUAGAGUCAUACUUUGA